Molecule: messenger RNA, 3450 nt
Organism: Acanthamoeba castellanii str. Neff
Lineage: Eukaryota; Discosea; Longamoebia; Acanthamoebidae
Product: Exportin 1like protein
Exons: 30
Coding region: 1-3450 (1149 amino acids)
Biological process (GO): RNA export from nucleus; protein export from nucleus
Cellular component (GO): RNA nuclear export complex; nucleus; cytoplasm
Molecular function (GO): nuclear export signal receptor activity; small GTPase binding; RNA binding
Source: RefSeq, a predicted model, not a curated record
AUGCAGGGCGCCAGGCGGCUUGAUGAUGGAACGUUGGACAAUUUGCAGCGCGCGUUCCUGGACGAGUUCAAAAAGACGGACAUGCCCCAUGAGCUGUACGCCUACGCUCUCAUGGACAAGAACCUCGCCGACGAAGUCAGGUUCUUUGGGUUCCACCUGCUGGAGCACUUCAUUCGCCGCCACUGGGACGGACUCACGCAUGCCGGCAAGGAGAACGUGCGCACGGCUGUCCUCACCUAUCUCGCCCAGGGCACGAAGGACCUGUCGGUGGAGAAGAGGUUCAUCAAGGAAAAGGCCGUGGCCAUGAUCAUUCUGAUCGCAGCUCGCGACUGGCCCGACAAAUGGCCCACGUUCCUCGAGCAGCUCGUCACCAUCGCUGGACAGGGCGACACCCAGCUGGAGUUGAUCCUCAUCACGCUGCGGGACCUAGUGGAGGAGAUUCGAGUGUACAACGACCACUUGAGCGACAAGCGCCGCCGGGCGAUGAACGUCGCGCUGACGAACGCGCUCCAGGACAUCAUGGCCUUCUUCAAGAAGUUCAUCGAGAUGCAGUACCAGCUCUUCAUGCAAAUGCGGAACGAAAAGCACGCCCACCUCGUCACGGCGGUGCUCAACACAAUCGCGGCCUACCUCGAAUGGACACCGAUCGACCUGGUUCUGGCCAACGACUUCCCCCUGGUGUUCAGCGCCCUGCUCCAAGACACCCAGUUUCGCACGCUCGCGUGUGAGUGCUUGCUGCUCGUCCUCGGCCAGGCCCCGAACCCGCAUAACAAGCUCAAGAUAUUGUUCGGCUUUGACCACCUGGAGGCCAUCAGCACGGCGCUCGCCGCCCGAACCGAUCCCGAGGAGGACUACAGCUUCCACGUCAAGCUCGCUUCGGUUUGGCCCCUCCCCCUCUCCUUUCUCACUCGCGAGUUUGUGCCGGCCCUCACCCCACCCUCGCCCACCGCCCUAUUCCAGUUCCUGUCGCUGCUGGGGCAGAAGCACCUCCAAUUCGCCGACACCAAGAUUCCUCCCAACUACGACAAAUAUUUGGCGUUGAUGGUGAUGGUGGCGCAGCACGCGUCGCUCCAGAUCAGCAUCGAGGCCCUGACGUUCUGGAACAUGCUUUUGAAGAACGAGGCCAUGGGCAACCACCCGUCGCUGGCGUCGCUCUUCCCGCAGAUGCUGGCCGCGUGCGACAUGAAGGACUUCAAGAUCCCCUACGAGCUGAGCGACGCCGAACGCGCCGGAUACCCGGCCGCGCUGCACGCCACAAUCGAGUACAUUGAUAACGAUUAUGAGGACGCCGAGGCCUACACGACGGUCUUUGGCACCUAUCGGCACAGGGCCUGCGAGGUCUACACCGCCAUCGCCGCCAAACAGCCCGAGCUCGCGUUGCGCACCGCCGGCGAGCGAUUACAGGCGUGCCUCGUCGCAGAGAUCCCUCCAGGGGUGACGAAGGCGAGCUACACGUACGUCCGCCUCGACGGGGCCAUCCUCCACGUGGAAGCCGCGCUCCGUGGCCUCGCCGGCAUCUUCUCGCAGCCCGAGAGCAACGCCGCGGCCAUCGCGUGCGUUGAAAGUCUGCUGGGUCUCCUCUACAACUACAAAGCCACGAACUCGCUCUUGUUGACGUGCCUGGUGGAGGCGUGGAAGGGCUUCUGCUCCUACUACGCGUUCGCUCCCGCCGCCCUGCAGCACGUGCUGCCCAAGCUGCUGGAGCUGGUGACGUUCCGGCCGCCGGAGGAACUGAGCGCGGCGUCGGUCACCGAUCUGUCGGUCAGCACGACGCAGGCGCGCCGGCGGGCCUCGCAGACGUUCAUCUACAUCUGCAACGAGAUCCCCGACGCGCUGCUGCCGCACCUCGAGAGCAUCCUUAACAUGAUCGGCCAGAUCUACGCCCAGGGCCUCCUGCUCGAGGAGGAGAAGGCCAACCUCAUCGAAGCCCUCGUCGCUGUGAGGAAUCUGGCGAAGCAGGAGGCCUUUGUCUUGGCUGUGCUCAAGACGCCGCUCGAGGAAUGGACGUCGUCCAUGCUGACGAACCUCGUCUCAGACGUGCCCGCCCUGCUCGACUUCAUCGGCGUCAUCACCAAGCAGAAGCUGCAGGGGCCGCUCGAGGAGAAUUCGCCGGCGACGGUGUCGCUGCAGCAGUCCAUGGGCGUGCGCAAGAUGUACCACCUCCUCAACACCUUCCUCGCCGUCGCCAAGCGAGCCGCCGUGCCCAAGGACCCCCAGGAGCUCGCCGCCGGCGGCUUCCUGAGCGGGGCGCGGGAGGGGGCGUACCGGCACCCGAUGUCGGUCACGCUGAUGCAGAUCCUGCCCAACCUGCUGGCCCUCCUCCGCAGCAUCCACACCAUCUGGACCCCCGAAGUCCGGGAGCAGCUGCCGCUCGCCAUGCACCACGUUCUGGACUUUGACAACAAGGCCGUGGCCGAGUUGUUGGGCCAGUACACGAAGCUGGAGGAUCAGCCCACCACGAUCGGCUCCCAGAUCAAGAGCGCCACCUCGUGGCUCAGCUCCAUGCGCAUGAACUCGUAUGCUCUGCUCGGCCGGAUGACGACCUACGGCGAGGACUUCUACUCGAAGGGGAUCGAGCGCAUGCUGCUCGAAUACGUGUUCGUCCACCUGGUCCACAUGCAGAACCGACAUCUCGCCCCGCUGCUCAGUUGCCCGUGGUGGGCCAUGCUCCACGCGAUCCUGCCGCAGCUGCUCGACUUCUUCGUCAAGCGGCUCUUCGCCUCGUGGGCCGAGAUGCAGCGGCGAACCCAGGGCCAAGCGCAAUCGAGCUCGGUAGCGGAUGAGCUGGUGGAGGAGAAGCUGCUUCGUGACCUCACUCGGGACUACGCGGCGCUGAUGGAGUCGAUCCUGCUGGCCGCCAGCGAGGGCACCAAGAAGGGCGAGAUGUUCCGGCCGUCGCCCCUCGCCGCCUCGCUGCUUUCCCAGGAGGCUGUGGCGGUGCAAUUGAUGCGCGGUCUCGUGGGUCUCGUCCACUACUGGCCCGACUCCCAAGCCUUCAUGCGCGCACUCCCCCUCGUCCCGCGGCUUCUCUCCGUCCUCGAUCAGAACGGCAUGCUGUAUCAUCCGGUGAUGGAGGAGCUGGUGGGCAAGGAGCUCCUGAGCGCGCUUCUCCGAUCCCUGCACGACAAGCAGACGGCGCAGACGGCUUCGGCCCUCCUGCUGACCGCCGUGCGAGACAUCUUCGUCUUCCUCCUCCGCAAAAAGUCCUCCUGGCCCGAUAGGACGAUUGCGUCGCUGCAGUCGGAGACGGUGGCGGAGUACUACGAGAAGGAGUUCCGGCGCAAGCUGUUCAAGACGCCCAAGAGCAAGCCCGGGCGGGAGAACGACGUCAACAAGCAGAAGCUGGAGCUGAACCCGCGGCGCCUGGACAAGUCGUCCAUGUCCUCGCCACACAAGCCCGUCGUCCCCUCCUGGUUCGACACCACCGACAGCCUCCACCUGCCCAUGUAA